Molecule: messenger RNA, 1062 nt
Organism: Acanthosepion pharaonis
Lineage: Eukaryota; Metazoa; Mollusca; Cephalopoda; Sepiida; Sepiidae
Source: the annotation of a GenBank genome assembly
AUGUUAACAUACUUUCUCUCUUAUUUUGAUAUAAACACACCAGAAUAUAGCAUUAACAAUCUCCCCCCUCUCUCUCUUUCUGAUUAUCCGUCUUUCUUUUCGUAUUUAUCUUUAUAUGUCAUUCUCUAUGUUCACGUCUCGCUGUGUUUAUAUAUUUGCUUGUCCCUCUCUCCCUGCUCCUCUUUAUUUCUGUCUAUAUUUCUCUUCUUUGCCGUUUUAUAUCUCUUUUUUGUCUGUCUCAGUCUCCUCUGCCUCUCUUUUUCUCUUUGUAUAUCUCUCUGCCUCUCUUUUUCUCGUUUUUUGUUUCGCUUUGUUUCUGCCUGUCUUUCUCUGCCUCGCUUUCUUUGUAAUUCUGUCGCUUUUUUUUUCUAUCUGUCGUUCUCUGUCUCUGCCCAUUUGUCUAUAUGCAUCUGUAUCUCUCUGUUUUUGUCUAUCUCUCUAUCUAUGUUAGACCGUCUGUUUUCUCCCUCUUUUACUGUCCCUGUUUCUCUCUUUCUCUUUCUUUCUCUGUCUCCCACUUUGUGUCUUUUCCUUUUGUUUCUCUUUGUAUCUGUCUAUCAGUAUCUAUUUAUCAAUCACUCUUUAUCACUCUUUAUCUGCCUGUCUCUUUCUAUGUUUAUCUCUCUUUUUGUAUCUGUCCUUUUCUGUCUCUGUUUCUACCUAUAUCUAUCUUUAUAUACCCAGUUUUCUCUCUAUAUAUGCAUCUGUCUAGCUCGCUCUAUACCCGUCUCUGUCUCUCUCAGUGUCUAUCUCUGUUUCUCUUCUUUCGCCGUUUGCAUCGUUUUGUUUCUGUCUCUCUAUCGUUAUCUCUUCUCCCUUCUACAAUUCUAUCUUUCAGUUCGUCUCUUUCUCUCUCUCUCUCUCUGUUCCUGUCUGCAUGUUUGUCUUAUCUGUUUAUUUAUCUAUUUCUUUCUGUCUCUCUGUCUUUCUCAGUUCUGUAUCGAAGCUCAAGUUUUGAAAAGACCAUGUUUUCCAUUCAUAGAGAUGUCUUUUGAAAUUCACAGAGUGAUUCCAUUCUUUUUUUUUUUUAAAAAAAGAAAAGAAAAAAAAGGCGCUUUCUGA